AUGGCGGCCUCUCGCUGCCUGCGCUGCAAACCCCGGGCUUUCAACCCCAUCCAUCGUCUUCUCCGGCGCUCCUCCCACUCCCGAAGCCCUCCUCUUGAUCCCCCUUCGCGCAUGCACUCCUUCACCCGCCCAUGGCUUCCCAGGAACAUCCUCAAUGCUCGGAUCGAAGCCUUUCUCAAAGCUGGCGGUUUUGACAUCUGUUUCCUCAACUCCGAGCUCGACGACUUGGACUUCUCUCGCGUGCUCAGUCAUCUCUUCGACGUCAGCUCCGACGCCGCUCUCGCCUUCUACUUCUUCAGGCUCUAUCAGAGGUCCCAUGGAAUCCAGCACAACCUUCGUACUCUUUGUACUUUGAUUCAUAUAUCCGUUUCGGGAAAUUUGAAUCACAUUGCGGUCAAUCUUCUUCGGAGGAUUGUGGCGGAGCUCAGUGAAGGAGAAGGAGAGUGGAUUGAUUUGGUUUUUGAUAUUUUGAGAGAUGUUAGUAGAGAAAGGAAGGAUCUUGAGAUUGUUUAUAGCAUGCUUGUGAGAUGUUGUUUGGAUGCUGGGAAAGUUGGUGCGGCUUUGCAGUUGAUGGAGAGGAUGAAAAGGUUUGGGUUUUUCCCCAGUGUUGGUGUUUAUGUGGUUCUGUUUGAGACUUUGCUUGAAUCUGGACAGUUGAGUCUUGCAUGGGAGGUGUUUGUUGAAAUGCCUAGCUUAGAUAAUUGUUCAAGUUGUAUGUUUUUGGGGCUGUUUGUGCAUGCAUUUGUAAAACAUGGUGAUUUUGGUGGCGCUUGGAAGUUGGUUCGGGAGAUGUGGAGUGGUGGUGUUGGAGUUGAUGUUUUCAUUUGUACAACAGUUAUUCAUGGGAGGAUGUUGGAGGGCGCCAAGGUUUUCCGAAGUUUUCCUGAAUGUGUUCCUGAUGUUUUCAUGUAUAAUAGCUUUAUGUUGCAGUUGUGUAGAGAUGGAAAUGUGAUAGAAGCGAAUAGGAUGCUCAAUGAGAUGUUCGAAGUGGGUAGAAGAAGCUCUGAAAGUGUUUUGUCAGAUGAUACGAAGAGGCCAUCGGCCGAGUGUUUUGACAUACACCGUCUUGAUUGA
Messenger RNA from Dioscorea cayenensis subsp. rotundata (Guinea yam), 1074 nucleotides. RefSeq names its product pentatricopeptide repeat-containing protein At2g19280-like. NCBI's taxonomy places the organism in Eukaryota, Viridiplantae, Streptophyta, Magnoliopsida, Dioscoreales, Dioscoreaceae. The coding region runs from base 1 to 1074 and encodes 357 amino acids. The transcript has 3 exons. The record is from RefSeq and is a predicted model, not a curated record. Gene Ontology annotation, molecular function: protein binding.